GGGCUGAGUUGGCCCGACUUGCCUGCGUGCCCUCCCUGUAGGCUGGCCGGGGAGUCGCCAUGGCGCCUAAAGGAAAGGUAGGAACCAAAGGCAAAAAGCAGAUAUUUGAAGAAAACAAGGAUACCCUCAAGUUCUACCUGCGGAUCAUCUUAGGGGCGAAUGCCAUUUACGGAAUUGUCAACCUUGGGAUCUUCUACAUAACAGCUACCAUUUGGACUUGGGUUGCUUUUGUGUUCAGCUUGAUGGUCUAUGGGGCUAGUUACCAAUCAAUGAGGUCAAUGGCAAAGCCUACUUUUGCAGAGGGCGGCAGCCUCGCUGAUGGCGGAAUUGAUCUGAAUAUGGAGCAGGGAAUGGCAGAGCACCUGAAGGAUACGAUUUUGCUUACUGCCAUUGUCCAAGUGCUCAGUUGUUUUUCCCUCUAUAUGUGGUAUUUCUGGUUCUUGGCUCCGGGGCGAGCACUCUAUCUCCUUUGGGUUAACCUUCUGGGUCCUUGGCUCACUGCGGAAUCUCCAGCUGCCAAUCAAGAGCCCAACGAGAAGAAACAGCGUCGGCAAGAACGCCGGCAGAUGAAACGGUUUUAGCUGCGCUCCUGGGUCUCCCAUGUGGCUGUUUAUCAGGGAUUUGAACCAAUCAGAAAACAUCAGGGGGGGGGGGUUUCUCUCUGCUGGCCAUUGCUCUUCUCCUGACAUCUGUUCAUCCUAAGGCCAUAUGGCUUGCAGUGGGAGGGA
Molecule: messenger RNA, 728 nt
Organism: Protobothrops mucrosquamatus (brown spotted pit viper)
Lineage: Eukaryota; Metazoa; Chordata; Lepidosauria; Squamata; Viperidae
Gene: TMEM208
Product: transmembrane protein 208
Exons: 6
Coding region: 60-581 (173 amino acids)
Biological process (GO): vacuolar protein processing
Cellular component (GO): intracellular membrane-bounded organelle
Source: RefSeq, a predicted model, not a curated record